GGAAAGCGGAAGAGGUCCUGCUAGGGGCGUCUGCUUCCUCGUACUUCUCCCUCUUGCUCCUUCGGGGUUGCUAUGGCGUCAAGGUUACUUCGGCUGUGUGGUGCCCUUCGGGGUCUGAGCGCGGGCCGCAAUUCCCUUGGCUCGGCUAGCCUCGGUCCGCUGCGUCUAUCGGGGGCCUCUCGUUCUAUGGGGGCUGGAGGUAUGCCAACUGAUGAAGAACAAGCUACAGGGUUGGAGAGAAAAGUUCUGAAAGCUUUGGAGCAAGGACUGGAUCCAUACAACAUGUUUCCAAUCAAAAGCCGUGCUGGGACAAAGGAAGAUCCCAACCUCGUCCCUUCCAUCAAUGAAAAGCGGAUUGUGGGCUGCAUCUGUGAAGAGGACAACAGCACUGUGAUCCAUUUCUGGCUGCACAAGGGAGAAGCCCAACGCUGCCCUUCAUGUGGGACUUACUAUAAACUAGUUCCAAAUGAGCUGAUUUGACUCUUAAGCCUGCAGUGUGCUUUAUUUAUGGUUGGCUAGACUCAAGAUAGAACUGACCAGUCCUUUAGUUCAUGAAGCAAUAUACCAUGUUCUAUAUACACCUAAUAAAGUCAUCUUUUGACUC
Molecule: messenger RNA, 604 nt
Organism: Gekko japonicus
Lineage: Eukaryota; Metazoa; Chordata; Lepidosauria; Squamata; Gekkonidae
Product: cytochrome c oxidase subunit 5B, mitochondrial
Exons: 4
Coding region: 73-480 (135 amino acids)
Biological process (GO): mitochondrial electron transport, cytochrome c to oxygen
Cellular component (GO): mitochondrial envelope
Source: RefSeq, a predicted model, not a curated record